Molecule: messenger RNA, 1665 nt
Organism: Glarea lozoyensis ATCC 20868
Lineage: Eukaryota; Fungi; Ascomycota; Leotiomycetes; Helotiales; Helotiaceae
Exons: 7
Coding region: 1-1665 (554 amino acids)
Biological process (GO): transmembrane transport; nucleobase transport
Cellular component (GO): plasma membrane
Molecular function (GO): nucleobase transmembrane transporter activity
Source: RefSeq, a predicted model, not a curated record
AUGUCGAAGUAUUUGAAGUGGGCAGAGCUACCAGCGAGAGAAGACAUCUAUCAAGAUCGAGGGACAACAGAAUGGGGUAAUCACGACUUAUACCCAAUUGUACCAAAAGAGCGGACAUAUGGACGAGGUGCCUUCCUGCUAUAUUGGUUGACUUGUGGUGGCGGUCUGUCUACCUUUGCCAUUGGAAGCUCUUACAUUGCCGUUGGCCUGAGUGCAGGUCAAGCUAUUGGAGCUGUCUUGAUUGGAGCAUGCCUAUCAAGCAUGAAUGCACUGCUGUGCGGACGUGCUGGGGCCGAGAAAAAUUUGGGCUAUACAAUGAUGGCACGAGUCUCUUUUGGACUACGUGGAAUGUGGCUCCCUCUUUUCUUCCAAAUCAUGGGCAAUAUGGUUUUCUUUGGUCUUCAGGCUGUGUACGGAGGACAAGCAAUCGGACUCAUGAUCAGCGCCAUAAUCCCAGGUUUCAAAGAUCUCAAAAACACACUUCCCGCAAGUUCGGGAACAACCACGCAUGAUAUCAUUGGGUUCUUUCUCUAUAUCAUCACUUAUCUACCGAUAGUGAUAUUUAUCCAACCACACCGUCUCGAGAAAUUCAUGUGGCCAGCGCUAGUAGGAACCAUUGCGUGUGUUUUCGGUAUCAUGGCAUGGGCAGUACACACAAACGGCGGCUCAGCAGGCGAUCUUGUAUCCCCAGCUAUUCCACUCUCUACCGCCAAUCGAGCUUUCAGAUUUGUCCAAUGUAUCUCUAGUAUCUGCGGCACUUAUGGCGGAGCAGCCGACCGAUUUUCCGACUGGACUCGAUUCUCGAAGAACAAGAACUCCUACAUUGUUGGCUCUGCGACUGCUAUGCCAGUUGUCAUCACUUUAUGUGCUCUCUUGGGUACAUUGACUGCCAGUGCGACAAAAGCACAUUACGGAAAGGCUAUGUGGCAACCGCUCACUAUUCUGUCUUUCAUUCAGACUGAACAUUACACUGCUGGUGCUCGAGCUGCGACCUUCUUUGCUGGCUUGGCAAUUUAUGCUCAUCAAAUCUUCGUCAACGUUACGCAAAAUAACGUUGGUGCUGGAAUGGAUCUUGCUGGGAUCUUUCCUCGAUAUGUCUCAAUGAAGAGAGGUGCUCUGUUCUUGCUCGUCAUUGGUGUGCUAUGUCAACCAUGGAGAUACUUGACGCAAGCGACUAUUUUCUUAUCUGUCGUGUCGAGUUUUGCUGUUUUCGCAUCUGUGACGACCAUAAUUCUGAUUCUUGACUACUGGUUCAUCCGCAAGCAGAUGUGGAAGGUUCCUGAUCUUUUCAAAGGUGGACCAGAAUAUAUAUACUGGUACUACCACGGCGUCAACCUCAGAUCCUGCUGCGUCUUUGUAAUUACAGUCAUUCCAUCAUUCCCCGGACUCGUAAUGUCUCUCAUGGGCCACACAACAGGCGCAGCUGUCAAAAUAUACCAAAUCACCUACAUCUUCGGAUUCGUCCUAGGCGGUAUCCUCUACUUCACUGUCAAUAAGAUCUGGCCUCCACCAGGCGUUGGUAUUGCGGAGCCUUUUGAUGAAGCUGCAAUUGUGGGCGUUGCGCCAAGCUUUGAUGGAAGUGAUGAUAUUGGGCUGGGACACAAGGACGCCAUGAACGUCGAUGACAAGGAGAUUGCACAGAAUCAAAGAGAUUCAAGAGUGUGA